Cataglyphis hispanica is the source of this 3194-nucleotide messenger RNA. Its product is annotated as protein gooseberry-like. Gene Ontology annotation, biological process: regulation of transcription by RNA polymerase II; anatomical structure development. Gene Ontology annotation, molecular function: DNA-binding transcription factor activity, RNA polymerase II-specific; RNA polymerase II cis-regulatory region sequence-specific DNA binding. The transcript has 5 exons. Lineage: Eukaryota; Metazoa; Arthropoda; Insecta; Hymenoptera; Formicidae. The record is from RefSeq and is a predicted model, not a curated record. The coding region runs from base 781 to 2244 and encodes 487 amino acids.
AGCAGGACCUGGAAAACAAAAGGUUUGACCCAGCGAGGUCAUGCUCGGAGAAUAAUGAGCGCGGUAUGAAAGCAUGGUGCGGGCUCGUAAAAGCACGGGCAAUAAAAUUACCCAAGGUGCCCAUCUGGUUGGGGCGUGAAUCGGAGGCGUGGUGGAAAGUCUCGCGGUGCCGGGAUUGGUUAACGUUGAGCACCAGUGUAUUCAAGAAUCAAGAUCUGAUCUCCCCUCGGUCGGUUUCCUCGUGCCGAUCGUACCCCAACCAGAGUAUCGCCAGACAGGCAAAACUUACCUGAUGUAACUGGUGGGAGUUGCCUAGCCGCUAGUUACCCCAACACUACCAUCCCCAGGACGUUUAGUUGGGAUCGGCACGCCGAUCGGUGGAGAUCUAUCUCUUAUUAAGUCUGUGAAUGUCGAAGUAAGUGUAUUCAUAGCCUUCCUCCUAUGUCACGUCAGAUAAGGUCAAGUCUGUUACAAAGAGAAAUCGAGAAAGGAAUGAAUCAAUGGUCUCAAUCAAUAACCUACCACCCGGGCGAACUCGUCGCGUUUCAAACUUGCAAUGGAUACAUGGUUUGUGCUUGCUUACAUAUUUCUUUUAUGUGAACGUCUGGUGAAUCGCGGGACUAAGUAGGAUAAGUAGAACGGCAGAUUUAUGCGAAGGAUGGAGAGUCGACGAUGUCAUCUUUACGGACAACUAUGUGAAAUGCGCUAGUGAAGUUUAUCAUCAUUCGGUGCCGGAACGAACUUAUCCGGACUACCUCGCGGUGGCUCGGCUUGGCUGAGAUGGUUACCACCAACUUCUCGAUGAUGCGACCAUGUUUCACUGGAUAUUCUCUUCAAGACUUAGGAUCGAUACCGGGCCAGGGCCGCGUGAAUCAGCUCGGUGGUGUCUUCAUUAACGGACGACCGCUACCUAAUCAUGUUCGGCUCAAGAUUGUCGAGAUGGCAGCGUCGGGGGUCAGACCUUGCGUUAUAUCGAGACAAUUGAGGGUAUCCCACGGAUGCGUGUCGAAGAUUCUAAACCGUUAUCAGGAGACUGGUAGCAUCAGGCCCGGUGUCAUCGGAGGGAGCAAGCCUCGCGUGGCUACGCCAGAGGUGGAGGCGAGGAUUGAAGAGUACAAGCGUGACAACCCGGGUAUGUUUUCGUGGGAAAUUAGAGAUCGGCUUAUCAAGGAGGGUAUCUGUGACCGGACCAGCGCGCCGAGUGUGUCCGCGAUUUCUCGGCUACUCAGGGGUCGCGAUCCGGAAGACGACGUCAAACUUGGCGACGGCAAAACGAGUUCCGGAUCCGACUGCGACAGCGAACCGGGGAUUCCCUUGAAAAGAAAACAGCGCCGGAGUAGAACGACCUUCACGGCUCAUCAGCUGGACGAGCUGGAACGAGCCUUCGAGAGAACUCAGUAUCCUGACAUUUACACUAGAGAGGAACUCGCUCAGAGAACAAAGCUGUCAGAGGCUAGAAUUCAAGUGUGGUUCAGCAACAGGAGAGCUAGAUUGAGGAAACAUCUUUCCUCGGCCUCUGGAUAUGCUGCUUCCGUAGCAUAUCCGACCCCCCCGUAUGUCAUUCACUCGUCGGCACCGCCGCAUCCGCAUCCUGGAGCCACGGUGCCACCGGGUCAUCCUCAUGGUCAGGGUCUGUCAGACGCGGCGUUCGCCUCCGGUCAAGAAUUGUACUCGUCCCAUCACGCACCAAUGUCCCACCAAUUGGCGACAGAUUCCGCGCGGCUAUCUUCAUCCAUCGGAUCCGCACCUACUUACAGUUUCCCGACCGCGGUUACUUAUCCUAGCGCGAUGCUUUCGUCGACCACGUCGACGACCACUCACAUGACUCACCAGGCGACCUCGACAUCGUCCAGCUACCAGCAAACGGUGAGCGGCCACCAGCUGCCGCCGCCGAGUCCCCUGAUCACCAUGAUGGGACCGAAUUCUGGCAACUCAAACUCCGCUUCCGAUCAAUUGACCGCGACGGAUCUUCCGAUCAGUUCGGUUUCGCCCGCUCAGCAGCAACAGCAGCAACAACAGCAGCAGCAGCAGCAGCAACAGACCAGUCACGGAGCGACGUCGACGUCGUGGAAUCUCGCGAUCACCGCCAACAGCGGUAGAGUCAAUCUCCCGAGUCCGCCGUCUAGUUUACAGCAGCCUCCUCACACUUAUGGCGCUCAUCCACACCAGGUAGGUACUUUCGCCAGUCAUUAUACCGCGCAGAAUUUCCAACCGCCCAGACCGACGCCGCAAUACUGGUACUAAGAAGUGUGAUCUUAUAAUUAAGAGAUUAAUAAGGCUCUCGUAUGAAAACACGAAUUCUAGAUUUUGCGGGCUAAUAAGAGCCAGACGCAGGAUGCUAGGUGCGUCAGUUUCAAAGAACAUUAAUUCACACCUUUGUGUGUGUGUGUGUGUGUGUGUGUGUGUGUAUAUAUAUAUAUAUAUAUAUGUGUGUGUGUGUGUGUGUGCCAUACAAAAAUCAAUAUUCCGUAAUUUGUACCCUACGGUAUUUAUUGUUUAAUGGCACACACCUUAACUCUACAGUCGUCGCGUGAGGUCUUUAAUAGACUGAUAUUUAUUAAAACACAUUUUUUCGUAAAAAAAAAUACAAACAUUCUUUGACCUUCUUUUCGAUUGACCUUCUUUCCAGCAAACUUUGAACUUUGUCGCUUCAGUUCAUUUGUUCAAUUCUUUUUAAUUUGAUUUAUUUUGAUUAUCUUAACAAAAAUAUUAUUUGCAAAACAAUAUUUUCUUAUUUCUCGAAAACGCAAUUAAACAAAGAAAAUAUUUGAGUUCUCGACGUAAAAGAUAUAAAUUGAUCUUUUUAUAUUGAGGUCUCUUAUACGAGGCUCGACUCGUGUUACGAAAAAUAGCGCGACGACUAAAGGGUUAAGCAGGCGCUGGUGGAAAUAACAAAAUAAGGUUCGAUUUGUUAUAGUCAAUGAACGCAAUAUCUUUACGCGUGAAAAACAACAAAGAAUGCUCUUAAUACUGCCCGAAAGUACAGCAGGAAAUUAUACAAAAUGAUCAUAAGGGAUUAAUAUAAUUAAAGAAAGUCGCAAGAGGAAAAUGGCAAAGUUUAUAUCGAGAUUAAUAUUAUUUAAAGAUAAUCGACACAAUUUCUCUGAAUUUCAACUCCGAUUAUAAUAAUCGUGAUCUUAUAUAAUUCACACAUAAAAUUCUACACAGAUAUAUAUAAAAAAAAAAAUUCAAAA